Messenger RNA from Nerophis lumbriciformis (worm pipefish), 1131 nucleotides. NCBI's taxonomy places the organism in Eukaryota, Metazoa, Chordata, Actinopteri, Syngnathiformes, Syngnathidae. The record is from RefSeq and is a predicted model, not a curated record.
AUGGGACCGCUCCUCCUCUCCAUCGCCCUGUGCGUGAGCGCCGCUGUCCCGCAGCAUGUGAUAGGGCCUUGCCACCCAAACCCUUGCCAUAACAGAGGGUCAUGUGAGAUCAGUGAGACCUACAGGGGCGACACCUUCAUUGGUUAUGUCUGCAAGUGUCCUCUUGGCUUCAGUGGAGUUCACUGCCAGCAUAAUAUAAAUGAAUGUGAAAGGGAACCAUGCAAGAAUGGGGGCCUUUGCACGGAUCUUGUUGCAAACUACUCCUGCGAAUGCCCUGGGGAGUACAUGGGAAGCAAUUGUCAGCACAAAUGCUCUGGACCACUGGGCAUGGAAGGCGGCAUAAUCUCCAACCAGCAGAUAACAGCCUCGUCCACCCACCGGGCUUUAUUUGGCUUGCAGAAGUGGUACCCGUACUUUGCACGCCUGAACAAGAAAGGUCUGGUGAACGCGUGGACUGCAGCUGAAAAUGACAGAUGGCCGUGGAUUCAGAUCAACCUGCAGAGGCGAAUGAGAGUCACGGGCCUAAUUACCCAGGGUGCCAAGCGAAUUGGCAGCCCAGAGUAUGUCAAGUCAUACAAAGUGGCUUACAGUGAUGAUGGAAAGACAUGGAGAACUUACAAAGUCAAGGGCAAAGAUGAGGACAUGAUUUUUAGAGGAAACGUCGAUAACAACGCUCCGUCAGCCAACUCCUUCACUCCACCUAUGGAAGCCCAGUUUGUGCGCAUUUAUCCCCAAGUGUGCAGAAGGCACUGUACACUUCGGAUGGAACUGCUUGGAUGUGAGGUAACAGGUUGCUCUGAACCAUUGGGGAUGAAGUCUGGUCACGUCCAGGACUACCAGGUUACGGCUUCUACCGUGUUUAGGACGCUCAACAUGGACAUGUUCACGUGGGAACCUGGAAAAGCCCGGUUGGAUAAGCAGGGCAAGGUGAAUGCUUGGACUGCAGGACGUAGUGACCAGUCACAGUGGCUGCAGGUGGACUUGCUGGUGCCGACCAAGAUCACCGGUAUAAUCACCCAGGGAGCUAAAGACUUUGGACACGUGCAAUUUGUCGGCUCGUACAAACUGGCUCACAGUAAUGAUGGCGAACGGUGGAAAGUAUACCAAGAUGAGAAGCAGGGAAAGGACAAG